This is a messenger RNA of Aegilops tauschii subsp. strangulata, 2349 nucleotides long. RefSeq names its product beta-1,2-xylosyltransferease XAX1. The record is from RefSeq and is a predicted model, not a curated record. NCBI's taxonomy places the organism in Eukaryota, Viridiplantae, Streptophyta, Magnoliopsida, Poales, Poaceae. Gene Ontology annotation, biological process: plant-type cell wall organization. Gene Ontology annotation, molecular function: UDP-xylosyltransferase activity. Gene Ontology annotation, cellular component: Golgi membrane.
CCCGGGAUGGCGUCGACGACGGCGUACGCGCGGCCGUCCAAGCUGCCGGGCGCGGGCCCGGGGGAGCGGAGGCCGGCGCCGCCGCGGCUCAUCAGGGCCUUCCUCGCCUCCGGCGCCAAGAUCGAGCCCCGGAAGCUCGCCGCCGGCCUGCUCGCCGGCUGCUGCCUCGCGCUCCUCACCUACGUCUCCCUCGCCAAGCUCUACGCCGUCUACUCCCCCGUCUUCGCCACCACCUCGGCCCUGCUCCAGAACGCCCCGCCGUCGUCCUCCUCGGCGCCGGGGGCGGUGGCCGCCCCGCGUCCGCCCGAAGAUCCCGCAUUUACUGGCGGCAACAACGGCGGCGCCGUGGACCGCGUCGAUCUGACGGAGAAGGGCCCGGGGACGGCGGGCUCUCGAGAGCCCGGGGUGCCGGAGGCGGUCUCAAGGAAGGAACACGCCGAGAAGGCGCCGGCGCCGGCCAACACCUCGGCGCCAAUGCCAUCUCAGGGAGAAAGGAAGAGCAACAGCAGCAGCAAUGUCGCCGCCGGUCCGAUGAGCUGCGACGAAAAUGGCGUGGACGAGGGGUUCCCCUACGCGCGGCCGGCGGUCUGCGAGCUGUCCGGCGACAUCCGUGUCAGCCCCAGCCAGAAGACCAUGUACCUCGUCAACCCGUCCGGCGGCGGCGGCUUCGACGAGAAGGGCGAGAAGCGGCUACGGCCGUACGCCCGGAACGACGACUUCCUCCUGCCUGCCGUGGUGGAGGUGACUGUCAAGUCUGUCUCCUCCCCUGAGGCUGCCCCACAGUGCACGAGGCAGCAUCGCGUCCCCGCGGUCGUGUUCUCCGUCGCAGGGUACACGGACAACUUCUUCCACGACAACACAGACGCGCUGAUCCCGUUGUUCCUGACCACGGCGCACCUGAAAGGCGAGGUGCAGCUGCUGAUCACCAACUACAAGCCGUGGUGGGUGCAAAAGUACACGCCGCUGCUGCGCAAGCUCUCCAACUACGACGUGAUCAACUUCGACGCCGACGCCGACGUGCACUGCUUCCCGCGGGGGUACCUCGGCCUGUACCGCGACCGCGACCUCAUCAUCACCCCUCACCCAACCCGCAACCCGCGCAACUACACCAUGGUGGACUACACGCGCUUCCUCCGAGCCGCGUACGGGCUCCGCCGCGACCAGCCGGCGGUGCUCGGGGCGGAGCCCGGAAUGCAGCCCCGGAUGCUGAUCAUCUCGCGCGCCGGCACGCGCAAGCUGCUGAACCAGGACGAGGUGGCCGCCGCCGCGUCGGAGCUCGGGUUCAACGUGACCGUGGCCGAGGCCGGCGACGACGUGCCGGCGUUCGCGGCCCUGGUGAACUCCGCCGACGUGCUUCUGGCCGUGCACGGUGCCGGGCUGACCAACCAGAUCUUCCUGCCGACCAACGGGGUGGUGCUGCAGAUCGUGCCGUGGGGGAACAUGGACUGGAUGGCGACCAACUUCUACGGGCAGCCGGCGCGGGACAUGCAGCUCCGGUACGUGGAGUACUACAUCGACGAGGAGGAGACGAGCCUCAAGGACAAGUACCCCAAGGAUCACGUGGUGUUCAAGGACCCCAAGGCCCUCCACAAGCAGGGGUGGCAGGCGCUCGCCGACACCAUCAUGAAGCAGGACGUCAAGGUGAACAUGACCAGGUUCCAGCCCUUCUUGCUCCAGGCCAUGGACGAGCUACAGGAGUAGCAGCAUCGUCUCCCCAGCCAGCCCAGGUAAACUCACAUCACAGCCACCAAAAACUGUACAACAAGCAAGCACAACAAGGAGAAAUGCAGACUAAUGUGAUUCUAGGACUAGUUGCUACUACUGCUGCUGCCGGAAAGGGUGAUGAUUUGAAUCUGAUCAAAAGAGGAGGCUUCAAUGUAUAUGGUUGUUUCUGUCAUGUUGAGGAUUCAAGGAACCUGCCCUAGUGGAUCGUCUUGUUGUACAAUUUGUCCUUGCUACUGUAAAUGGAAGGAUCAUCUAUGCUUUCUCCAACACCCGGGAAAAAGCCACUACUUUGUUGCUAAUGUCCUUGUCUCUAUGAAAGAGUAGGAGCAUCGUGUUUGGGAUGCGCGUAGUCAAUUUUGAGAAUCACUCUUGUGUCGAAGGUGGAGAAGUUCGGCUGAAAUUUGCACAGUGGAAGGAAAGAACCAGUGGGAUUGGUGAAAUCUGCACGCUGGAACCAAGUGCGAAUGUGGCGAGAAUGUUGAUGGUUGCUGUUAGCCUGGACUGCUGCGCCUUUUGUUUAUCCUCUAUGGUUAUUUUCAUGUGCGGCUUAACCUUAUCUCAGUAUCGAACAAUUGUUGCUGUUGUUCAACUUUGUGGCUGUUUAAUAUGAGUACCUUCGCAAAA